AUGCUUCCUUCCCAACCUCAGCCAUCAUCAAGUAGAGACGAUGGUGAUGACACACACCAACAAGAACGCCCACCGGUCGAUGUGUCUCAACUCAUUCAAAAUCGUAUUCAAGUACAUCAACAAACUAGAAAGCAAGCGCUCACCAACACUUUGUGUCAUUUGUUGCGUCGUCAACGAGAGAUGUCAACCACCAGUAGCAACACCACACCAUCAUCGGAGCAGGAAAUGCCAAAUGAUGCUAACGACAAGAAAGUGGAGCAAGUACCGCCAGUUGUAGAAAACGGUGGUAACAAUCUUGCUGAUUUAUUGGUUCCGCCAAAUCAAACAGUUGAACUUGCUGGACAAGGCCAUCAAGAAUUGAUGAAGAAUGAAAUGAGUCAUAUGAUCGAAAAGCUCAAACCUAUCUUUCUUAAUCCGUCAGUUGCACAUAAAAGUGCCAUGGCUUCGUAUGGGAUCAAUUCUUUAAGAGGUCUUAGACACAUCUUGUUGCUGAUUACGAAGUUUCACAUGAUGCCAAAUCCAUCCAUGUUGAAAUUGGCUGUUGUUUUAGAGGCAAGAUACGGAUCCUAUUCCAAUGCUGAAUUGAUUUUCGUUUUGGCAUGUCAAUUAUUCGAAAUGGGAGCCUUUCAAUGGAACAACGCUGAAGAUGUGACUGAAUUGGCAAAAAUACUUUCCUUGUUAGCAAGACAUGCGCCUUCCCCUGAUUUGGCUCUCUACUAUUUGCAUGAAUGUGAACAGAUUGCUCUCGAACAGAAAGUAGAAACACUAGUAACACAUGUCAUUCUUGCUUGCGUAAUCUUCAAUCUAGUUAUUUCAUGGCAAUGUGACACAUUCGAAAGUGAAGAAGAGAAGAAAAGCAUGCACGAAUUGAAAUUGAUCAUUGGACAUUAUUUCAAUAUUGCAAAGAAUCGUCCUGAUUACCAAUCAGGAGAUCAGGUAAUUCAAUGCAUUGAAAAAAUGUACACAAGAAAAUCACUUCUUGCUCAUAUUUCUCAAGAAUCUGAAGAAUUUUAUAAUGCUUCCAAUGCUUUAAAUCAAUUCGCAGAUGAUGAUGACGAUUAUAGCGAUGUUGGCACAGUCAUGAGCUAUUCGUCAUGCAUGACAGAAAACAUUUCUCUUUCACUUUCUUACCAUGCAGAGUCAAGAAAGAGGAUUAGAAAUAUCAACAAUAUAGACAUUCAAAAGUGCAUCAAGUAUGGUACUCGUGACAUCAGUAGAGGGAAGAUUAGAGUUUGUGAUAAGAACCUUAUUGUAGUUUUCAUGGUCAAGAAACAACGAAUUCCUUUUAUUAUUACUACACUCAAGUGCAAAAGUAGAAUAGAUAACUUAAGACAUUGGAAAGAACAAGAGACCAAAGAACAAAAUGGAAGUGGUGAAUCACUCAUUGCAGAAUAUUGCGACUAUUUGAUGACUAGUGUUUUCUUUGGACAAUGUGACCAAAGCUGCGAGCAAGUGCUUGACAUGUUAUUGGAAAUUCCUCCUCAAGAGCUAAACAAUGAUGAAUUGGAAAUUCUUAAAGAUACUCUCGAGCAAUUGUUUUGUGAUGGAAUGCCUGCUUUCUAUUUGUUAGAAAAGGUCCUUAAGGUCAUGAUGCAUUUUGGAAUCAAAUAUAACAAAUAA
Messenger RNA from Naegleria fowleri, 1620 nucleotides. RefSeq lists its product as uncharacterized. The transcript has a single exon. The coding region runs from base 1 to 1620 and encodes 539 amino acids. The record is from RefSeq and is a predicted model, not a curated record. NCBI's taxonomy places the organism in Eukaryota, Heterolobosea, Eutetramitea, Acrasida, Naegleriidae.